Molecule: messenger RNA, 1536 nt
Organism: Cherax quadricarinatus
Lineage: Eukaryota; Metazoa; Arthropoda; Malacostraca; Decapoda; Parastacidae
Gene: bys
Product: Bystin
Biological process (GO): rRNA processing
Cellular component (GO): nucleolus; preribosome, small subunit precursor; cytoplasm
Molecular function (GO): snoRNA binding
Source: RefSeq, a predicted model, not a curated record
GACAACUUCAAGGAGUUCAAGCUUAUUACACGUCCCAUACUCCCAGUAGCAAGCUGCGUGGCUCGGGAGAAGGAAGAGGAAGGACUUUUAAAUGUAAAAGGAUGUAGACUUUUCAAAAGAAGUUGAAUAGAAAACUGACGUGCAUAGCCUUUAGUCCCAUGAGUCUGUCAUCCAGCUCUCCCCUCAAGGAAGGUUUCUUGAUGCUGUCUGGCACAAUUAAGUUAGGAGUAAACCUUCAAGAUGGGAAAAGUCAAGAAACUUAAAAGGAUGGGUGGAAAAGUGUCAUGUCCCGGUCCACUUGAUGAACAAAUGGCACGUGAGGAAGUUGCUCGACCAACUGGGCGUAUAAAAAUUCGUAAAGAGAGAAGGGAUGGAGAUGAUGAGUAUGUUGAGGGACAACUUGGGAGGUCCAUCCUUAAGCAGAGUGUUGCUCAACUUAAAGAGAUGGAAGAGGAGAUGGAAGAUAUGGAGGAAGAGGACUUUCCACUUCUGGGCACUCAACGUCCGAGAGUUACAGAAAGGGUAACUGCAGUAAAACUGAGCUCCAAAUCUGAAGAAGGUGAAGAAAGUGAUGAGAGCAGUGAUGAAAAAGUUGAUGAAACACAUGCUGCUGUGCCUCAGAAUGUUGACAGGGUUAUUAAGGACUUUGAAGUGGAGCUGAAUUUGGCAGAGGAAGAUGAGAAAAUUCUAGAACAUUUCAUGAAUAAGGAUGCAGUGCCACAGAAAAAAUUAGCAGACUUAUUUAGAGACAAGAUCACAGAAAAGCAGACAGAAAUACAAACACAAGUGGAUGCUAGUAGUGUGCAAACAGUUAAUCUCAGCCCUGAGAUACAAGAAAUGUGUGUACAGGUUGGAAAGGUAUUGGCUAAAUACCGUAGUGGACCCUUACCGAAGAUGUUCAAGGUUAUACCAAAGAUGCGCAGCUGGGAAGAACUUGUUUACAUGACGAAUCCUGAUAAAUGGUCUGCUGCUGCUAUGUAUCAAGCUGUUAGGAUUUUUGUCAGCAACCUUAAGGAAGCAAUGGCUCAGCGGUUCUUCAACUUAGUUCUCUUACCACGAAUUCGUGAUGAUAUAUCUUUCUACAAGCGGCUCAACUUUCAUCUUUAUCAAUCAUUGUAUAAAGCCCUUUUUAAGCCAGCUGCUUUCUUCAAGGGUGUUUUGUUACCUCUAUGCAUGUCUGGCAACUGUACUCUACGUGAGGCUGUGAUAGUAGGGUCUGUGCUUGCCAAGAAUCGCAUACCAAUACUUCAUUCUGCUGCAGCCAUCCUCAAAAUUGCAGAGAUGGAUUAUACUGGACCAAAUUCAAUAUUCUUAAGAAUAUUCUUUGAUAAGCAGUAUGCCCUACCCUAUAGAGUAAUUGAUGGCUGUGUCUAUCAUUUUCUCAAGUUUGAGCAUGAUCGCCGGGACCUACCUGUUUUAUGGCACCAGUCAUUACUAACAUUUGUGCAGCGCUACAAAGAGGACCUUAGUCCAGAUCAGAAGCAAUCCCUUUUGGAUGUUGUGAAGUUCCAUACUCAUCAUGCCAUAACUGGAGAG